Molecule: messenger RNA, 2094 nt
Organism: Aspergillus wentii DTO 134E9
Lineage: Eukaryota; Fungi; Ascomycota; Eurotiomycetes; Eurotiales; Aspergillaceae
Product: putative C6 transcription factor
Exons: 9
Coding region: 1-2094 (697 amino acids)
Biological process (GO): DNA-templated transcription; positive regulation of transcription by RNA polymerase II
Cellular component (GO): nucleus
Molecular function (GO): zinc ion binding; sequence-specific DNA binding; DNA-binding transcription factor activity, RNA polymerase II-specific
Source: RefSeq, a predicted model, not a curated record
AUGGAUUCCAGUCGGCAGCGCAGAGCGACAAACGCAUGUCAACGAUGUCGUUCUCGCAAGGUCAAGUGCUCCGGCACGAAUCCGUGCGACAAGUGCCAGCAGCGUCGCCAAGAAUGCGUGUUUGAAGAGGAUCGGAAGAUUGUCGUUUCGGAGGAACUCUUUCGGUCGAUGAAACGGAGACUCGAAGAAGUUGAGGGGCUGGGGUCCGAAAAGAAACGGCGUCGUGUGAGCGGGGACAGUGUGAACAGUGUCGAAUACGAAGAACCAGCAUCAGAAACUGAGGGGCAAACGGCGGAACCCACCGAGACUCGAUUCGAAGAACGAUUCGCCUCGAAUCCGUUGGUCUGGCCGAGAUACUUCAAGCAUACGGGACGCGGACAGGGACAGCGAACCUGGCUAUUUCUCGGACCAACGUCCACCUGGUCCUUCAGUCGUCGCGCCCUCACCAUCCUCCAAGCCCGCCUCGAUCCCAGCAACACCAAACCAAUUCCCUUCGCCGUGGACGGAGAUGCAUAUCAAUUACACCUAACUCAAGCGGCUUCUAGCGAUCCACCAGAUGUGAGCGGCUUACCCUCACUAGAAUACGCUCUCUACAUGCUCAACACGGUCAAAUUUCAUCUCGGUCAUUUGUAUCGACUGUUUGAUGAAGAGGAAUUUCUCCGUAAUCUCCACGAGUUCUAUGAAGACGCAGCUGGAAAGGUCAACGAGUGUCGGUUGUGGUAUGUACAGUUUCUGGUUAUAUUGGCAUUUGGCGAGGCGUUUCUGGCUCCGAUCCGAACCACGUCCAAUACAUCCACAUGGACGAAAUUCUUUACAAGAGCCAUGUCACUGUUGCCCGAUAUUACUGCGCUCUGGAGGGAGCCGAUCCUAGCGAUUGAAGUACUAGCCAUGGUUGCGCUUUACUUCCAUUCGGUGGAUAUUAGAGAUUCUGCUUAUUGCUACAUCGGUCACGCCAUGCGUAUGGCUCUAGUAGAAGGCUUCCAUCGCGCUUUGCCGGUCGAUCAACUGGGAGAAAAGGUGGCCGAGCGAUCUACCAAUAUCUGGUGGACAGUAUAUAUUCUCGAUCGCAAAUUCGCAUCGCUUAUCGGAGCACCAAAUUCGGUCAACGAUGAAGACAUCACGGCUGUUCUCUGGGAUCCCCGGUCGUGCUCACAACAGACUGCUGCAUUUAGUUUGCAUGUGAAGAUCUCGCAGGUCAUCACACGGGUUAUUAAUACCGUGUACAGUGCGGAUGGCAAGCUGGGCGGGGUCUUCCUGCGAAAGGUGCGAAGCGUCUUACAUGAAAUGGCAAAUCUGUCGCGGGAACUCGAAGACGUCUUCUCUCAUCGUUUUCAAAGCUCAGUCGAUGCAAUCUCCGGUGUUACAACUCGGCUGACGUUAUCAUGCCAUUUGUGUAUCAUCGUCACCGUCCGACCGCUCGUUCUGAGUCUAUUAUGGGAACGCAUGAACUGCUUCGAUGAUGGCGAUGGGCUCCGAACGCUUUCCUCUCCCGUUCGAACUCUUAUCCAAGCGUGUAUCGAUUCGUCGAUCAAAUCACUUAAAAUACUGUCUGCUCUGCGCGACCAGAACCUCCUUGAAAACUUUCUCCCUUUCGAUCUCGAAAAUCUCUUUUCCGCCUCUUUCAUCUUAUCUCUGAUAUCUGUGGUUAUCCCUGAUAUGCUGCCCGACCAUGGUUACCGGGAAAUGGGGUUUAGUCUGCUCGACGAGAUGAUCACCCGGGGAAGCCGCAUCGCGCAGUUCCGCAAAUCGGAAAUCGAACUUCUGGAAGAAAUGGCCCAGCCACUCAAUCAACCCGCACCAACAUCACGUCCUGAGCGACCGACUCAAAGGCAUAUUGACCAGACGCAGUUAGUGACACCGUUGAGUCUCGACAGAAUACCGACGAGUCAGCCAAAUACGUCACAUCUGGAGGAAGCGCCCGACCUGUCGUCAGUUGGCGGGAUGCAGGAGGAGGAAUUAUUAUUUGGAUGGAGAGAUUUCGGGACAUCGCUGAAUCAGAUGCUUUCUGCAACGGAUGAGUUGAAUGCGCAGAAUAAUCUUCUGUUGGAUACAGAUUUGAACGCGGAUCUGUGGUUGUGGAGUGACAAUAAUUAG